Aspergillus vadensis CBS 113365 is the source of this 1115-nucleotide messenger RNA. RefSeq names its product histone deacetylase complex subunit SAP30 Sin3-binding domain-containing protein. Gene Ontology annotation, biological process: regulation of DNA-templated transcription. Gene Ontology annotation, cellular component: histone deacetylase complex. The transcript is spliced from 2 exons. Bases 274 to 984 code for a protein of 236 amino acids. The record is from RefSeq and is a predicted model, not a curated record. Gene Ontology annotation, molecular function: protein binding; transcription coregulator activity. NCBI's taxonomy places the organism in Eukaryota, Fungi, Ascomycota, Eurotiomycetes, Eurotiales, Aspergillaceae.
AUAUUCGGUAAUAUUACCCGAUGCGGUCGCGAUGAUGUCGCGCCUCAAUAUUCUGCCGCGUCUGCCCGCCUCCCGUCGGCCGAAGCAAAAGUCAUUCAGGCAUGCUUUUUCACCAUUGCGAUUAGUCUUGUGCUGUUGAGUGCCGUUCGUUCAGUUGUUGCCGGUGGCUAUUCAUUUCCUGUAACACAAUUGUUCGGGGCUGCGAUUGCCCCGGCUGCCCUUUUCUCACCACCCUCUCCUUUCCCUCUUUCUUUCUCUCCAUCUCUCACGGCCAUGGCUCCCCCGCGCCAGCGGACGACAGCCGCUCAGGAUGACUCUCGCUCUGAAGGCUCCAGCACUGCAAGAGAGCAUAAAACGACAACGGGGAAGUCUCGCAAGGGUGCUGGCGGUGCAGCAGCAGUGGCCGCUUUGAAUAGUCGCGAGGCAAAAGCCUCUGCGAGUUCUGCAAACGUCACCAGCGCUCCGGCUGGAGGCGAACAGGACAAUUUGCCAAAGAUCCCCUGGUCCGAAAUGCCCCUCGAACUCCUCCACUCCUACCGACAUGCCUACAAGCUGUCUACCCCAAGCGCGUUCUCCAGCGAAUACUCCCACUUGCUACUCUCCCGUGGAAUCGGACUCCGAUCACCAACUUCUAUCGCCGCCCAGAGAGCACACCUGGCUCGCCAGGACCAGACGACGAAUGGUUCCCAGUCGAGCGCAUCCACAUCCCGAAAAGCUCUGCAGAGCAAUUCCUCCGCUCCGAAUGGUGUCAGCUCAAGACACAAAGACCGUCCGUCAAACAAAGGCCCGGAUACAAUUGAUGUCAAGGGUGCGCUGCAUCACAUAAUUGGUCAGGAAAGGGUGUGCAAGAACCAGCUGGCCGUCACAGUGCGUAAACACUUCAACAGCGCUGGUCUUGCGGAACAGGAGGCUAUUGCGCGGUUCCUGUACAAGGUCCGUGAAGAGGGACGAGGACGACACUUCCGUCUCAGAUUCCAGCCAUAGUUCCUGCGCCAUCCUUCUAUGACCUCGUCUUUCCCUUUUUAUCACCUACCUCUGAUCCCGGAAGAAUCAUCCCGGACCUGCGGAUAUGUCGUGGGCAUAACCUCGGCUCAUUGUGCUUCUGGUCUUGAGCA